AUGUCCCAGUGGCAGACCCUCAGCCUUAAGCCAGUCACCUUUGAGGACGUGGCAGUGAACUUCACCCAGGAGGAGUGGAUGUAUCUAGAUGCCAGUCAGAGGGCCCUGUACCAGGACGUUAUGUCAGAGACCGUCAGAAACCUGAUGUCUGUAGAUCUGGUCACGAAGCUUGAAGAAGAAGAACAGUGGAGGAUCGAGCUCCAGCUCCAACCCCCAAAUGGAGAAGGCCUCCCUUCAGGAAGCAGGAAGCAGGAGCUUCCAGAAGGGAGUCCAAGCCGCAGGGGCAGAGAUGAGGAGGUCCCCCUUGCUUGCAAAGGCUCAGGACGACCCUGUGCCCCUGUGGGUUCUGGGCCCAGGGCCCCUGAGUGUUCAGCCCCCCAGGCCGGGCCACCGUUCACCUGCCACGUGUGUGGCAGGACUUUCAGGAAGCGCUCCAACCUGCACAGCCACCAGUUUGUGCACAAUCCCCACAAGACUAACAGCUGCGGCCAGUGUGGGAGGUCGUUCCGGAACCCCAGGGACCUCAGCUACCACAGGCGCAUGCACCUGGGGGAGAGGCCCUUCUGCUGCCCGCUCUGUGACAAGACCUACUGCGACGCCUCGGGGCUGAGCCGUCACCGCCGUGUUCACCUGGGCUACCGGCCCCACUCCUGCGCCCUCUGUGGAAAGGGCUUCCGGGACCAGUCUGAGCUCAAACGCCACCAGAAGACCCACCAAAACCGGAAGCCGGUGGCCAGGGACUGGAAGCAUGUUGUGAGCUCUCCAGGCUCCAGCGCUCUGUCUUGGGAGCCCCUGGACAGGAGCCAGGCGAGCAGCCGGGAGCCCGCGGCCGGGACCCGAAAACCUGUAUUUGGAACCAAGGGUCCUGUAGCUCAGACCCAGCCACCUGCAGACAGGAAGCAGGCGAUCGCUGUGAAGCCUCGGGCACCGGCCACGGCAAUCCCGGGGCCUGAGACCGGGACCCAGGAGCCUGACACCAGAGCCCCCUGCCUGGGCACCAGUCCCCCAGCGAAGCCUUCAGGACUCCAGGUCUCCUCUGGCCCUCACUGCGCCCCGACGCUGAGCGGGAGAGCCUGUCCGUCCAGCCACCACAAGGCCCACGUCACUGAGCCACGCUGCUGCUUCCGCUGUGGCAAAGCCUUCGGGUCCCUGUCGGGGCUGGCCAGACACCAGCACACACACUGGAGGCAGCAGGUGUACCGCUGCCCCGCCUGUGACGUCUGCUUCGGGGACAAGGAGGGCCUCGUGGGCCACUGGGGGGCUUCCAAAGGCAAGGACCCGUGUCUGGGCAGCCCCCACGCGUGCCGGGCGAUCCUGGCCCAGUGGCUUGGCUUCUCCCGAGACACCUCCCCUUUGGCAGGAAAGGAGCCGGUUGUGCCCCGGGAUCUGGGCCCUGGGCCCCCAGGAGAGGGCAGGGGGGAGGGGAGAGGGGAUGCAGAGCCGAGAAAGCAAGUGAGGCCGUGA
Messenger RNA from Puma concolor (puma), 1464 nucleotides. NCBI's taxonomy places the organism in Eukaryota, Metazoa, Chordata, Mammalia, Carnivora, Felidae. The record is from RefSeq and is a predicted model, not a curated record.